This is a messenger RNA of Lycium ferocissimum, 2951 nucleotides long. RefSeq names its product BEL1-like homeodomain protein 1. Bases 460 to 2523 code for a protein of 687 amino acids. The transcript is spliced from 5 exons. Gene Ontology annotation, biological process: regulation of transcription by RNA polymerase II. The record is from RefSeq and is a predicted model, not a curated record. NCBI's taxonomy places the organism in Eukaryota, Viridiplantae, Streptophyta, Magnoliopsida, Solanales, Solanaceae. Gene Ontology annotation, molecular function: RNA polymerase II cis-regulatory region sequence-specific DNA binding; DNA-binding transcription factor activity, RNA polymerase II-specific.
UCCAAUCCAAAGUCUACAGAAACAAAGAUACUCCAGUAAAGAAUAGAAAACAAAGUACUCCUCGCAAGUCUCAAUAAUUAAAUUAUUACUCGCAGCUAUAUCCUCAUCUUCAAAUAGUGAAGCGAAAAAACUCAGCCGAGUAUCAAUUUCUUUUCUCUUUUCUAAUUUGUCCUGUAGUGGGGGAGGAGUAGUUGGUAUAGAGGAGUGGGGGGUGGGGGUAACCCCACAUCUCUUUAUUCAUAUUUCCCUUUUGUGUUGAAGGGAUCAGAUUGCAGAGGAAACCUGAUUAGUCUGACAAGAAGGCAACUUCUCAAAGCUUAGAGAGCUACUACCCAAAGAUAGACAAACAUGUACAAUCGAUAAAAGGAGAAAUACGACAAGAAAAAGAAGGAUAUUCUUGAAUGAUUGUGAAGGGAUUUUGAAGUCAAUCAAAUUUAUUGUUAACUGCAAUCUGGUGCUAUGUACUAUCAAGGAACCUCGGAUAAUAAUAUACAAGCUGAUCAACAUCAUGCUAAUAUUCAGACACUUUAUCUGAUGAACCCUAACAGUUAUAUUCAAGGCUACACUGACACACAACAACAACAACAACAGCAGUUGCUUUUCUUGAAUUCUUCCCCAGCCGGCAACGCGCUCAACCCCGCAAAUAUACCCCACGCGCCGCUGCAGCAGGCGCAGCAGCAGCACUUCGUCGGCGUCCCUCUUCCAGCCGUCAGUUUGCAUGAUCAGAAUCAUCAUGGCCUUAUCCAACGUCUGUGGAACAACCAAAGUACUGGAAGCCAUCAUGAAUCCCAUAUGAUACCGUCGUCCACGGUGGUUUCUGCCACGUCAUGUGGUGGAACCACCACGGACUUGGCCUCUCAGUUGGGGUUCCAGAGGCCAGUAGUGGUGUCCCCACCACAGCACCGACUACAACAACAAGGUGGACUAUCACUAAGCCUUUCUCCUCAACAACAACAGCAAAUUAGCUUCAAUAACAUUUCAUCAUCAUCACCAAGAUCAAAUAAUGUUAUUAGACGAUCAUUAGAUGGAGCUUCCAGCAUGAUUUUAGGCUCUAAGUACCUUAAAGCUGCACAAGAGCUUCUUGAUGAACUUGUUAAUAUUGUUGGAAAAGGUACCAAAGGAUAUGAUCAAAAGAAGGGGGAAAAUUCUAUGAACAAAGAGUCUAUGCCUUUGGCUAGUGAUGUGAACACUAGUAGUGGUGGUGGUGAAAGUAGCAGCAGGCAGAAAAAUGAAGUUGCUGUUGAGUUUACAACUGCUCAAAGACAAGAACUUCAAAUGAAAAAGGCCAAGCUUAUUACUAUGCUUGAAGAGGUGGAGCAAAGAUACAGACAGUACCAUCACCAAAUGCAAAUAAUUGUAUCAUCAUUUGAGCAAGUAGCAGGAAUUGGAUCUGCAAAAUCGUACACUCAACUUGCUUUGCAUGCAAUUUCGAAGCAAUUUCGAUGCCUAAAAGAUGCAAUUGCUGGACAAAUAAAGGCCACGAGCAAGAGUUUAGGUGAAGAAGAAGGCUUAGGAGGGAAAAUUGAAGGGUCACGACUAAAAUUUGUAGACCAUCAUCUAAGGCAACAACGUGCACUGCAACAGCUAGGAAUGAUGCAACCAAAUGCUUGGAGACCCCAACGAGGUUUACCUGAAAGAGCUGUCUCUGUCCUCCGUGCUUGGCUUUUCGAGCAUUUUCUUCAUCCUUACCCCAAGGAUUCAGACAAAAUCAUGCUUGCGAAGCAAACCGGGCUAACAAGGAGCCAGGUCUCCAACUGGUUCAUAAAUGCUCGAGUUCGACUAUGGAAGCCCAUGGUAGAGGAAAUGUACUUGGAAGAGGUGAAGAAUCAAGAACAAAAUGGUACUACUUCAGGAGAAAACAAAAACAAAAACAAAAAUGAACCCAGCAAAGAGAAUAAUAUUGUCUCAAAAUCAAAUGCUGUGCAAGAGAAACAACCAAUUACUAGCAGCUUAUUACAAGAUGGUACUAUUCCAACAGAAAUUUCCACCUCAACUAUUUCAACUUCCCCUACUGCAGGUGCCUCACUUCAAGCACAAGCUCACAACUUCUCCUUCCUUGGUUCAUUCAACAUGGAAAAUAAUACUACCACUGCUGAUCAUAUAGAAAACAAAGCGAAAAAGCCGAGAAAUGACAUGCAGAAAUAUUCUCCAAGUAGUAUUCUUUCAUCAGUAGACAUGGAAGCAAAAGCUAGAGAAUCAUCGAACAAAGGUUUCAAUAAUCCUUUAAUGGCAGCGUUUACGAUGGGAGAUUUUGGAAGGUUUGAUCCUCAUGAACAAAUGGCUACCAAUUUUCAUGGAAAUGGUGUCUCUCUUACUCUAGGGCUUCCUCCUUCUGAAAACCUAGCCAUGCCAGUGAGCCAGCAGAAUUACCUUUCUGACCAAACUAUUGAGAUGGGAAGUAGGCCUGAAAUGGGAAAUCAUUACAAUCGAAUGAGCUAUGAAAACAUCGAUUUUCAAAGUGGGAAUAAGCGAUUCCCUACUCAACUAUUACCAGAUUUUGUUACAGGUAAUCUUGGAACAUGAAUACAUGAUCUGUUGGACGUGUGAAUAAAGCUGAAAAGAAAAAGGAAGUUAGGGAUACUCAUAUAGAUUGCGUGAGGCCUUCUGGCCCAAGUCGGAGGACCCAAUACAACCUAGCUAUUCUAGGAGAAAAGAGGUGGAGACAAAAGUAACAAAAUUUGAAAGCACACUUUCUAGUUUAUACUUCUUUUUUUAUAGUAUAGAAAAGAAGAGAUUUUGUGCUUUAGGGUAUAGAUACAGUCUACUUAGUAUAGGUUAUACAUCCAGUUCCCGGAGAAGAUACAACUAGUAUUUCUUUCUAUUUGGGUUGAAAUAGCUUUGCUUGGCUAUUUAAGUUAAUGUGGAAACUAGCUAGUAUAUAUAGUGUAUGUUGUAAAGUUGUGAUAUUGUUUCCUCUCAAUUUGCAAAUAAUUUGAAAUAUUAUGCACCUA